AAAUAUCAACAAAGAAACGGAUAGCGAAAUAUCUAUAUAAAUGACAAGUAUUAUUUAAAAUCAACUUAAGAACUUAUAAAGUUGAAAAAAAAGAAGAAAGUAUGGAUUCACCGAAGAUAAUCUACAAAUACUACUCAAACCCAGCCUUCUGCGGGCAGAGCGAAAAUUUACAAAAAUGUAGAAUCACGCCCGACAGAAGAAUGUCACCAUUAGGUUCAAAUUCGCCCAGUAAACGUGAGAAUAACAACCGAAUGCGAACAGAUAUAUCAGAUAAUCCAUUACGUAUUCAUAAUAGUAGAUAUAGAGACGAACCUCCAGAAUUACCACCAAAACCGGCGAAAUUCCAAAAUUUCCAUCGACAAGCUUCUAUGAUAUGUAAAAGUACGUAUAGAAGUUCUACAAGAUCUAGAACGAGAAGUGAAGACCUGGAAAUGGCACAAUUUAGACAGCAGAGAAGAACUAAAUAUGACCGUAACGCAGAAAGUGACGAUGGGUUAGAAGACAGUAGAGUUAAACAUCGAUAUGAAAUUAUAGAUUUCGACGAUUUAGACGUAGAUUAUUCACCAACAAAAAAACGUAUUAUAGAAGCUGAUGCACAUGAAAUUUUGGAAUAUAACGUCGAUGGUCCAGAUGACAACGAAAUGAAAGAAAUACCAACAGAAAUUGUUAAAACUGUAAACGGGAAAACACUUAAAUACGCCAUUGUACCUUCUGAUGACGAAAUUGAACCAAUAAAGCGAAGUAAUGUUACAUUUACUUCACCUAUCAUGUCAAAAAAGAAUCUCAUAGCUACGCAGAAGCUGCACGAAUUGUUGUCGACACCACCAAGAAAACUAACAAGCUAUGCAAGUCAGCCUUCUGUUAGAAUAACACCGAACAAAGCUAUCGAUACUCCAAGACAUUUAACACCAAAGAAGGUUACAGCAAGUACGCCUACCAAAAAUAUGACUCCGUCGAAAUCGUGCGCAAAUUUGUCAGUCUACAAAAUCAGGACUUCGCCAAUAUCACCAAAAAUACCCCAGAAAUUAAAUUACGGUUAUCCAGAAACAAGUUUUGACAGACAUGAUGUCUUUGUAACGAGUUUCAGUGAAAAAAGGGAGAGGAGUUUUGAUGAUAGAAGAGAUAUAAGCAGAGAGAGUAGAAAAGACGGGCAUAGGAAGGACAAGAAUACAGCUGUUAUUUCGCCUAGGGUAGCCCCACCCCCCUCAGUCUAUUCUGACGAAACCUACAAGUCUCUGUCAAGUGUGAAAGCUGUCAACGCUGCCACUGCAUCUCUGACCGUCGCCGCAUUGAUGCUGACAUUGUGUGGCGGGUUGUCAACCGGCUUGAGCUUUUACAUGAUGUACAGUAUGGGUCGCCGCUAUUAUUUGGACUUUAGCGUGCUGUCAGGGUUCACCUGCUUCCUGCUGGGCCUGCUCGGAUUCAGGUCUAGGCGGCAGCAGCUGCUGCCGAAUAGGAACUUCAUUUCUGGUUACAUUGUUCUCUCAACAUUUUCACUCCUCAGCGCACUGGGUCUCCUGAUUCUCCUCUCUGUUCAGCCUAAACCUGGUACGGCGUUAAGUGACGUCACAUCGGGUGCAGUUUGCGCUGUCAGCAUUCUAUGCCUGGUCGCGGCCAGUGCUGGGGCUAUCGCUAGCUAUUGUUGUAUCCGGGGACCACCGGACAAUCGAGUCGGGACCACGAGGUGGUAUUGAAAGGUCUCUAAGGUUAAGAUCACAAGAUGGUGAUGGUUAAUGUUGUUCAUAACUACACCCUAAACAUCGAGUAUAUAACCAGAAAUAGAGACGAAAUAGGGGCCAUCCAUUCCUGGCAACUCGUCAGAUAGGUAGUUUUGCUCAAAUAUUUAUUAAUUUAAUGUAGUAUCUGAAAGAGGUAUAAUUUAACUAAUUAAAAUGCUAACUACAAACAUUAUUGCGUUUACUACAUUUUACACCACAUUUUCAUCUUCGUCCUGAAAAAUUACAUAAAAAUCACAUACGAGGUUUGCACUCUAAGAGUGAUUACACACCGCGACUUUGAAACGCGCGAUUGUAGCGAGAUGCAAUCCUAAAAAAUCCCAAGUGUAGCGGUGCAAACGCGCGAUUGUAUCGCUGCAGUCGCGCGCUUGCAUAGCUACUUUUUAGUAGACUUUUGUCGCCGUGUGUAAUCGCUCUAAAACGACGAUAAUUCCAAAAAUAACGUUUUCGAGAAUCCGCCAAAAUCAAUUAAAAUAAAAAAAAACAACCGUGUCACUUUUUAAUUAUAUUAUUAAUUUCCGUGUGAAAAGACGAGGUAGCAUAUUGAUCUGACCUACCGCUUAUCAAGCGGAAAUCUCUGAAAUACUAAUUUUGUAAUUUGCCAUAAGCUUUUCGGUGAAGGAAAAUAUUGUAAGGAAACUUGCACACAUCUGCGAAGGAAUUUAAUUAUGUUUAUGAAGCUCCGAAUCCUCAUUGGAAGGGCUAGCUUUUAAUUACAGUCUAAGCCCUCUCGUUAUGAUAAGAGGUAUGUGCCCAGCAGUGGGACUAUGUAGACUAACUAUUAUUACAUUUACAACUUGAGUAGCAGUAGAGCUUCUUCUGAAAGAAUUCGUCCAAUGAAGUACUACCACUUCACGUAUUACUUUACUCAGGCAGUCGUAGCCUACUAAGCGCUUUUAAGGCAUGUUCUAGUUCAUGUCGUGCCGACAGGAUUGAUCGUGUAGUUCGUUUUGACGCACUAUACCAGAAACUCAAAAUGCCAAAAGGGCAGAAUCUCAGAUUAGCAGAAUUGCAGUUAGUGUCGUGGCAUAGAACAACACGAUUAACUGUCGUUCAUAACUGUCGUGACAAUGGAAAGAGCUAGGACGACAGUCGUCCGAUGAUAAAUAAAACGUCACGAUAAAAAUGUGACGACAGCUAAUUGGAGCUUUGAAACUUCUGUCGUGCAAACGACAAGGCGGCUGCCGUGAACCGGUAAAUUGUCGUCACGAUCUAGUGGGGAUAACUAGACACGACAGUCUUAGAACGAUAAAAUAAACGUCCACGACACAGUCGUGACAGAUAGUCGUGAUAUGGGAACAGGCUAGUUGCGACAGUCGUCCAACGAUAAAUAAUACGUUACGAGUACAUAAUGGGAUGGCAACGCGCCCGUUAGUUAUCUUUUAAUAUGCGCACAGCACAGGAAUUUAAUUCCCUGCUUGCGACUCACUUUCCGAGCGAAAACAAACACGAAUAUCUGUAAGGUGUGAUUGAAUAAAAAGCUACAGUGUUAAUAAUCUCAGUACAGAGUACUAAAAAAACCGACCUCAAAAGUACGUGGAAUUACGUCUAUUUGCUAAGUUUUAUUGCAAUACCCCCUAGUUCGCCACUAUACAG
Messenger RNA from Hyposmocoma kahamanoa, 3332 nucleotides. RefSeq lists its product as uncharacterized. The transcript has 4 exons. The record is from RefSeq and is a predicted model, not a curated record. NCBI's taxonomy places the organism in Eukaryota, Metazoa, Arthropoda, Insecta, Lepidoptera, Cosmopterigidae. The coding region runs from base 102 to 1694 and encodes 530 amino acids.